AUGUUGCACUCAAAGGACGGCCGCGAUAGCGACACGUCGCACAGCGAGGAGCGCGAUGAACCACAAGAAGCGACUAAUAAUGACGCCGAACUAUCAUGGAAGAAGCUCGCGAAGCAGGAUCUAACACCCUCUCGCCACCGCGAUACAUACAUCGGCGCACUCUUAUUCAACAUCAGCGCCUUCAUCCUCCCAGCCCUCUACACCACCCUCUCCAAGCUCUGGGUCGCGCACAUUGACUCCUCUAUGGUCGUAACAACAGACACCUUCACCUACAUCGGCGUCGUCGCAGAGGUGCUAAACGAAGGUUUACCACGCGCGUCCUACCUGGUCAUCGGCGACAAGGCCAAUCGGGAGUAUCGGUCUCGACUGCAGUUGACACACACGCUUAUUCUGUUCCAGGGCGUGUUAGGUCUAAUCAUGAGUAUCGCUUUUGUAGCCGGCGCGUCUACUUUUGCUAGGGGUUUCGUUCCUAGCGAAGUCCGCGCUGCGAGCGUUACGUUUCACGUAAGAGGUGUCACGCCGAGUGUUAAUAUGCAGGCUGCUAUCUCGCUCGCGUGUAGUCUCUCUUCUGCGCUAGCGGGUCUGGGCUACUUUAUCUGGAUCACGAGGUUUGCGUCAGAGUCAGAGGAUGGUGAAGGGCAGACGACGACGACAAAGCCGUCGGUGGCUUCACUGCGGACGUUGGCGAAACCGGGGAUUGUGUUUUUUGUCGAAUCCGCGAUUCGCAAUGCGUUGUAUCUGUGGUUGGUUCAUGGGAUUGUGGAUCUUGGGAGGGAUUAUGCGACUGCGUGGGGGGUGUUUUCGACAAUCCGAUGGGGCUUGGUUAUGGUUCCUGUCAUGGCGCUUGAAGCUACCACGCUCACGUUUAUCGGCCAUUCAUGGGGACAGUUCCGCGCCUCCUCGCUCGGUGACGAAUCUGGGCGGCGCCACAAUACGAAACCAGAAGCGACGAGGCGCCAGAUCUGGAGUGUGGCGCGGUGGGUGCUUUACUCCAUCGCCAUAGUCCUGGUUGUCGAGAUUCCUCUUUGCUUCUCCAUGGCGUUCCGCGGCGCGGGCCAGUUUGCAAGAUACCUUUCUGGCUCGGACGAGGUGGCUAAGAUUGUGGCGCGCAUGUGGCGGACGGUUGAUUGGUGCUAUAUUCUCUAUGGCGUCUCCACUCAACUUGCCGCUGUCCUUGCUGCCACAAGGCCUAGGUGGUAUUUGUACCAAUCUCUCGCAUCGAAUAUCCUCGUUAUAGACAAAGAUGGUUAA
Molecule: messenger RNA, 1251 nt
Organism: Pyrenophora tritici-repentis Pt-1C-BFP
Lineage: Eukaryota; Fungi; Ascomycota; Dothideomycetes; Pleosporales; Pleosporaceae
Source: RefSeq, a predicted model, not a curated record